AUGAUACAGAUACAAGCCAUCGUGAAGUCAAUGGUUUUCAUUACAAUGUCAUCUGUGUUUGGACGUUUGGACAAGGUGCAAGGUGCAAGGCAUCUUGCCGAGUCUUUGUUUUUCAAGCCACAGACUGGUGCACUGGCACAGACAACCGCGAAUAACACUGCUUGGCUCAUUGCUUUCACCGAGGAAAGUUCCUCACAAGAGAUCCAAUCAAUCCCCAAAUACACUUCGAGCCAAACUACGAAAACCGAAAAACAGUUGAAGUGCUUAACCAAUCGUUAG
Messenger RNA from Seminavis robusta, 279 nucleotides. Lineage: Eukaryota; Bacillariophyta; Bacillariophyceae; Naviculales; Naviculaceae. The record is from the annotation of a GenBank genome assembly.